This is a messenger RNA of Hermetia illucens (black soldier fly), 2146 nucleotides long. RefSeq names its product serine proteinase stubble. Gene Ontology annotation, biological process: proteolysis. Gene Ontology annotation, molecular function: serine-type endopeptidase activity. The coding region runs from base 788 to 1912 and encodes 374 amino acids. The record is from RefSeq and is a predicted model, not a curated record. The transcript has 7 exons. NCBI's taxonomy places the organism in Eukaryota, Metazoa, Arthropoda, Insecta, Diptera, Stratiomyidae.
CCAUUCCUCUAGCCGCCGCCAUAUAGUUAGCAUUUGGUCUGAAUCUCAUGUGCUAUCACCUAAGAAUGGUGUUCGAAUCUGUAAAGUGCGGCAGUUAGAUCUUGUGCUCCAUUGCGAUCGGAUUAUCCGCGAAAUUAUUUGUAGCGAUCAGUGUAAUUUUUAGAUACACAAUAUAAUGACCUAAACUGAAACUCGUUAGUAAAGUUACGGUUAAUAAAAUAAUUGAGGAGGUCGAAUCUGUGUCAGUGCGGGAAUUGAGUGAGAACGACGGACGCGUGCAUUUUUUCAAGUUUUGUAGCUAUUUGCGUUAGUAAUAAACAAAAACAGAAAGAAAUUCACUUGAAGUGUCCAGCGCAACCACCAAGGCCAAGUCGCGAAGAAAACAUUCGUCACCUUGAAAGUAUAUUGAAGAAUUCAGCGUCGAAAAUCUUCGUCCGUAACUUGUUUGUGAAGAAAGCUUUUUUACUAUCCACCCGACCAGCGGCACUUGACCAUUACGCUGCGUUUUGUGCAGCGGAUGCGGUACUAGAUACCAAGCAAAAGUACCGUCGAAUACUGGAGCACGAGUCGCAAUCUUUUAUUGCUACAAUCAAUUCUCAUAUUCGAAAUCGGAACUCACUUAAAAACUGCAAAAUAUCGCGGAGUAAUAGAAGAAAUUUAUAGAGCGGCAUAUGGAAUACUUUACCAAAAACCUUUAACCCCUUUUGUCAUGGAAAUGAAAGCAAUCUGCUAACUUUCUCCACUUUGUGAGAAUGAUUAUAUUCCUUCAAUCUAGUGUCGCCAAAUCAUGCUGUCAUGGCAAUUCCUUUUUCUUAUCUUGCAAUUUUUAAUACAACUCUCACUUAUAUCUAUUGUUGACGCCGGAUUUCUGCAGUCUGUGCUUGGGCUUCCUUCAGAAUGUGUGCAUCAAAAUGUCGUUCGACCCUGCAAGCUAUCCUUUUCGUGUUGGCUCCAAGGUGGGAAGCAUGCCCAAGGAUGUGGUGGAAGUAAAUGGCUGUUCUCUUGCUGUGUAUCCGAGAACGAGAUAAAUCAGACAGCGUUGAAGGUUGUGAAGAAAGCUCCUGCUCUACCGAAAAGGAGCAUAUUAAGACGGCGAGACGAUAAUGAAGUAUUGCAACAGCCAUUCGAAUGUGGUAUACCCAGAACGUCCCAAAAUACCCUACAAAAACGUAUUAUCGGAGGAAGACCGGCACGGUUCGGCGAGUACCCAUGGCAAGCGCAUAUUCGAAUUGCAGAGUACCAGUGCGGAGGUGUGCUGGUAUCCCGGAAUUAUGUAGCCACAGCCGCCCACUGCAUCCAACAAGCCCGGCUGCAGGACAUAAUUGUUUACCUGGGCGAGCUGGACACUCAAAAUACGGGAGCUAUUUUCGAACCCAUCCCGUCGGAGAAACAUCGCGUCCUGCAGAAAAUUAUUCAUCCCAGGUUCCAGUUCCGCGUGACCCAGCCGGAUCGAUAUGACCUGGCCUUGCUGAAGCUUGCUCGCCCGGCAGGCUACAUGAGCCACAUUCUUCCCAUAUGUCUGCCUUCCCAGCCAAUCGAUCUGGUGGGCAAGAAAGGAAUCAUUGCGGGCUGGGGAAAGAUGGAAGCGAAUAUGGGACAUUCUGGAACAAACAUUCUGCAGACGGCAUCUGUGCCAAUAAUAAGUGCAUCUGACUGUAUACAAUGGCAUGAAAGCAAACAGAUAAAUGUCGAGCUGUUCGGAGAAAUGUUUUGUGCUGGACAUUCGGAUGGACAUCAGGACGCUUGCCUAGGUGACUCAGGUGGACCGCUUAUUAUCAAAGAUCGAGGCCGCUUCACCUUAGUCGGGAUAACAAGUGCUGGUUUUGGCUGUGGGGUUGAUCAUCAGCCCGGUAUCUACCACAACGUACAGAAAACUUCGAAAUGGAUACAAGAGACAGUUCUACAAACCUAACAUGUUUUACUUCAUCAUUGAUACACUUCACAAGCUCCUUAAUCCUGUGUUAGACAAUAAAAAGAAUUUUUUUGAAAGAAAACGGUGACUGGUAGGACAACUUUUGGCAUGAAUGAAUGUAGCGCGAUACUCUCCAUUGUUAUUUUUCUAGCGUAAUUUAGUAAUAAUUGGAUAUUUAUAUGUGAAGAUAUUUAUGUAACAAAAAAUUAGAAAAAAAAAUGCAAUAAAAACUGA